Messenger RNA from Penicillium antarcticum, 531 nucleotides. RefSeq lists its product as uncharacterized. The record is from RefSeq and is a predicted model, not a curated record. Bases 1 to 531 code for a protein of 176 amino acids. NCBI's taxonomy places the organism in Eukaryota, Fungi, Ascomycota, Eurotiomycetes, Eurotiales, Aspergillaceae. The transcript has 3 exons.
AUGUCUCCAAUCACCGAAGAAUCUCUGAACUUCGUGAACCACAUGGAGAAUGUCCCAGCGCCGUAUCAUCAUGCCCAGAUGGCAUAUAGCAGAGAUGGUCUAUCCUGUGCAAUGAUAGCCUGGAUGCUAGACAUCGACACACGAGCAACAACAAAGAAGCGCGAGUUCCAACGCACAUAUCAAAAGCUCUGCCUACGCAUCAAACACCUGGAGGGCGAGUCUACCAUCCACCUUCCCAGAUGCACCUCAUACACCGCCGACGAAGUCGUCCGAAACAUCAAUCAAGCGAGACAAAACUUCAGAUCCCAAGUCGAGGCCAACUUUAUGGAUAAUGCGCCCUUCCCAAUCACGGCACCUAUUGAUCACGAGACCGAGCUAAAUAAUACGGUUCCCGAUGCGCAGACUUUUGAGCGUAAACUUCAUCAAUUCGAGAUGUUGCGGUAUAUGGAGAGGUUUGAUUUGGAGGCUUGGAAAGACGUUGAGGCUACGCCGAGGGGGAGUAAACUUAGUAUUAAGUCGAGGUCAUUUUGA